AGGGGUCAAAAUACAGUGCAGGACGGGUCAAGGCUGAUUUGGCAGCAAAAGGGGGACAAGCACUAUAUUAGGCAGGUGGUCAUAAUGUUAUGCCUGUUUGGUUUAUAUUUGUUUGUAUUAACUGAUCCAAGAUCCAAGAUGGCGCCGGUGAGAAACCAUAGAGGAAUGCACACUUUUAUUGCCAGCGUCGGUUGCUAGGGGCGCUUGUUGCUAGGCACCCCGGCGCGCGCUUGGCUUAAAUGUCACUCAAGUCCUGUCUCGCGCGAGAUUGAACCAGGCAUUUCACCUUCUCUUCUCUGGUGCUAAACUUACUGUCAUGGAAGCCAGCAACCAUGAUGGAGGUGAUGACACUGAUGAGCUGCUCUGUACCGAGGUGAUCAGUGAUUUUGGGGUCUGUCCACCUGCUGUCCCUCGAGACCACUGCGAUUUGCUGCUGGACGCCAUCGAUGCUCAGCUCAGUCGCUUACAGACCGGCAGUCAGAGCCAAGCAAAUGGAGGAAACGGAAAGACAGAAAAUGUUCUUGGUUCAGCGUCCCUGGACAGAAGUGCAUCUGUGAGUAAAGACACCGGUCUCGGCACUGAUAAAGCGAGCUCUGCUCCUGACGGUUUGAAUUCAGACCACCCAGAUCUGACCACAGUGGAGGUCAGCAGGAGUGGAAUAGAGAUUGUUGGACUGAAGGAGGAUGAGAGCGAGGAGGAGGAUGUGGGAUUGGGUCCGGAGAGCUCCUGGCACACAGGGGGAGGUGGAGGAGACGGGAACUCCAAGAGAGAACAGUGUCUGUGGAGACUGGAGAGACUGCUGGGAACUGGCACUGGGCAGGUAACAAGGAAGGAGGAGUGUGAUGAAGAAGACAGCGUUAAGACUGAGGAUUUCAGCGCAAGAUUCCUAGAAGAAAUGCUGGAACCCACAAAGCUGAGCACAGCCGGAUCCGCUCCAGAUUCUGAAAGUAUCAGCAGUGACACCACACUCAUCACCGAACCUCAGAUCAGAAGCAGACGGAACACAGACCCGAACCCUAGCGUGAUUUCUUUCAAAUCUCCCAGCAGACAAUUAGCAGGUGUUCCACUGAAAAGUUUCGACUUGGUCGCUAUAGACAGCGAUCUGGACUCUGUGUGUACGGAGCGAGUACGACAACACCUCCAGAGCACACUGACCAAGAGGAUAGCACAGGAUGGAAGCUUACAGAAUGGAUCGUGUGCAGGAAGAACUGGCCUAAAAAACUCACAACGACCCGAAAAACAAAUAGUCAGCUCCGAAGACGAGGUGAACAGUGUGUGUGUAAGGCGCUCCAGGGUUCCGAAGUCUCCAGCCAGCAUCCUGCGAAGAGAGAAAAGGAACCAAAGCAGGAGGAGCAACAUCACCACCACCUCCACCAGCUCUACAGCCUCAACAUCUUGUAAAGGGAAGACUGGUGACAUGAGCCAAUCAGAAUUCAGCUAUGUGGAAUUGUCUCUUGCUGAUCUUCAGCAGCAAAAAGUGGCAGCUGUACAGGGAGUGGAGAGGUUGAGGGAGGAGGUCAAGCAAGCUGAGAAAGACCAACACACACUGCAUCUUGGUCUGACUCACACCAGGACACACACCCAGCUCCUCAGGAGCGAGCUGCACAAACUCCAAGCUCAGAGAGAUUUGUAUAUUCGGGAGGUCAAGGCUCUGCAGGAGAGCCAGGCUGCCCUACAGAGACACAUCACCACAGUUGAUCAUGACACCAGCCCUCACAGGCAUCUGUCUAGCGGCUGUGCAUCCGCGUUGGAGAGGGAGGAAAUGGAUCGGCUUUUGGAUAACGCCAAAUCGGAGCUGUUCUCUGAGCAGCGGCGCUUUAGAAACACGCUGGACUCCAUGCAGGACAAAUUAGAGGAAGUGACCCAGGAGCUGGAGCAGAAGCAGGAAGAGAACAGGAAGCUCCGAGAGAAAUGCUCCCAGCUGGAGGAAAAACUGACCACAGCAACCAAAACUAGACAGGAGCUACAGGAAUCCGUACGGAGCGAGCGAGUGGAGCAGGAAGGUCGGCUCGGGGCUCUCGAGAAGAUCGUUGCACAGAAGGAGCUGCUUCUUCUGGCCACGCAGGAGGAGAAGAACCGGCUGGAGAUGGAGAUCAGGGCUGUCAGAGAGGAGAACCGUGCUAAGCUUACAGCAGCGCUGGCACAUGCUCAGAAACAAAAGGAAGUGGAGGUAGAGCAGCUCAGGACUCAGAUGACUCUGAGCCACGUGGAGGAGUUGCAGCGGGUCCGUAAUCAGGUACAUGAGAUAAAAGAGGCUGCACUCAGAGAGCAAUCCGUCACACACACACGCCACACUGAGUCCCUACACAACCGCAUCCAGAUGAAAGAGGAAGAAGUGAACACACUACAGGAGUGUUUAAAGCAGCAGCAAGAGGAACUCAGGAGGAGAGAAGAGGAGCUGAGAGGAGAAAUUCAAGAGCAGGUGAAGAGGGCAGUGGAGCGAGAGCAGAGGAAGUGGGAGGAGCAGAGGGCGGAGUCUCUCCGAGAGCAGCAGGUCAGACUGGAGAAGCAGGUGCAGGAGGUGGAGAGGAGAGGGAGAGCCGAGGUGGAGAGAGAGAAGAGGAGUGCACUGACCCUGCAGAAUAAAGUGCUGGAGCUACAGAAGAGUGUGGAGGAGUUAAACAGCGCAGCGUCUAAGCAUACAUCUGUGAUCAGAGCUCUGAGAGACGAGCACCAGACAGAGUUAUAUAAAUUGCGCAGACAGCUGCAGCAGGAGGCUGAAAGCGAAGCCUUGCGUCUGAAGGAGUGUGUGAAGCGGAGUAAGCAGGAGCUGCAGGCCGUGAGGGCGGAGAUGGCCGAGUGUGAGCAUCUCCAGCAGAGGGCAGCAACGAGACACGAACAGCAGACCGCCGGCUGGGCUCAGGAUAUACACACCGAGUGUGUGUGUCUGCAGGAGCUGCUCACUCAUAGCGGCUUCAAUGUAGACAACACACAUGUCUCACAUAGUGUUACAGUAAGCGAGGCGGUGCAGGUGCUACAGUCUCUCAGGAAGUCGCUUCAACACCUCAUCACCAGCCUGCAGAAUCACAUCACCUCUCUGACACACACCAAACAACAGCUCAGUACUGCUAAAGAGGAGGAGCUACGAGUACAGAGGGAGCAGCUAACAGCUGAGAAGGAGAGAGCUGUAAAUGCUUUAAGGGAAAAACUCAUACAGGAGCACAUUGAGGAGCUGAGCAGUCUGAACAGGGUGCGUCUGCGUGAGGAUGAUGAGGGUGAAGGCGUGGCUGCGCGUCUGCGCAGGCAGCUGCGGGCUAAAGACGAAGAGCUGCGUCAGGUCCAGAGGAACAUGGCGCAGUGGAAGGAGAAAACCACGGCACGGCUCGCACGCAAGUUUGAACAGGAGCUCACGUCCGAGCUGGAGAGGAAAACCUGCAGACAAAAAUCAGAGCAGCGUCGGAGGCUGGAGCAGCUGGAGGGAGAGAUGAGACACCUGACUGCGAGCUGCAGUGACAUCACAGACGUCCCAGCGUCCUCUGCUUCUUCAGCUCACGUCCCAGGCACAAGAAGUAGCCACGACCUGGACUCGUACAAACUACUGCGCCACCUCCAGAGCCGCAUCCGGCAACUGCAGGCUGACGCACAGACCCACACACACACACCCAGCGGCAUGCGUCUGAACCGUGAGCAAGGAAACGGCGAGCUGGCUGGAUCCUACCUGGAGACAAUUGCUCCAGCACUGGACAGCUGUGUGACACGACAGAGCUCUGAUUUAAGAACAGCCCGGAACCCUAACCUUUGACCUCUGACUAUAUCCUUUUUUGUCAAGCGACAUGCUGAGGACAUUAUAACGGUCAUUUUACAUUUGACUCUUUCAUUUCUGUGUAAAGUUGCUGCUGUAAAUUAAAUUCAUACCCAAGGACUCACACCUGAAAGCACUGGAAUCGCACUGUGGGUCGGUUCGCCUACCGAUAAGAGUCGACUCUUUCGACUCUCUAAAUGACUCGUUGCUGUUUUUUCCCUAAAAUUAUCGUAAAAAAAUUAGAAAGGUCCUACUGUUAUUGCCUGUAUCUACAGUUCAGCAGUUAAAAACAGUGCUUGUAUGUGAGUCAGCUCUCAAACUUCACUUAGAAAAUGAUUCGGUUCAAAGAGUCGACUUGUUACAGAACGACUCAUCGGUACUGUGGGUGCGUCUCAAUCAGCUACCUAGAGCUCAGCCAUUUUAAUGACUGUCUCUCAAUCACAAAAUCCUUCAAGGUUUGCUCCUGAAAAAAAUCCCGCAAUGCACCACAAAAAAAACAGGGAGAUUUACACAGAUUAGGCAUAACAUUAUGACCACCUGCCUAAUAUUGUGCUGGUCCCCCUUUUUGCCGCCAAAACAGCCCUGACCCGUCCUGCACUGUGUAUUCUGACCCCUUUCUAUCAGAACCAGCAUUAACUUCUUCAGCAGUUUGAGCAACAGUAGCUCGUCUGUUGGAUCGGAUCACACGGGCCAGCCUUCUCUCCUCACGUGCAUCAAUGAGCCUUGGCCGCCCAUGACCCUGUCUCUGGUUCACCACUGUUCCUUCCUUAGACCACUUUUGAUAGAUACUGACCACUGCAGACCGGGAACACCCCACAAGAGCUGCAGUUUUGGAGAUGCUCUGAUCCAGUGGUCUAGCCAUCACAAUUUGGCCCUUCGUCAAACUCACUCAAAUCCUUACACUUGUCCAUUUUUCCUGCUUCUAACAUCAACUUUGAGGACAAAAUGUUCACUUGCUGCCUAAUAUAUCCCACCCACUAACAGGUGCCAUGAUGAGGAGAUCAUCAGUCUUAUUCACUUCACCUGUCAGUGCUCAUAAUGUUAUGCCUGAUCGGUGUAUAUGAUGUAUAAAACUUCAAUAUUUGAUAUAUUUGGGUUCCUACAGUCAUCAGUGUCUGAAGUGAGCCAGAGUCCUUACUAGUGCCCCAAUUAAUGUACAUGGUACACUGAUUCACUACCUAGAGAGCUGAUUGAGACGCAGCCUACUUCACUCUCUCCCAUGUCGAAUAGAGAAACUCUCAUGGGCUCAGUUGAUCGCAGUCGUCUCUCAGGUACGUUGAUGAGAGCAGUUAGCGUCUGCUCUAAAGGUCUAUAACACUGGAGGAUGUUAGUCCUGGUUGGUAAUCUCACUGGUUAAUAGCUGUCAUGUGAUCGAGAUCUGGCUUACGAGUGUGAAUUGGUGAAGAUUAAUUCGGGACAAGAUGGAGUAGAAAUGACCAAAUAUCUGAAUAAAAUAUAUUAUGAUGAAUAAAACAUUAAUGAUCUAAAUUUCUCUGAGGCAUAAAAGUUCCAGUAAUAACACAAUUUCCAUCGAUGUACUGUA
Molecule: messenger RNA, 5285 nt
Organism: Hemibagrus wyckioides
Lineage: Eukaryota; Metazoa; Chordata; Actinopteri; Siluriformes; Bagridae
Product: trichohyalin
Exons: 30
Coding region: 317-3742 (1141 amino acids)
Source: RefSeq, a predicted model, not a curated record